AUUUCAUAUAAUGAAUUCAAUUUUCAUGACAACCUUCUCCUUAAGGCACAUUGUUUGUGCACAGUUUAAAUUUAUUUGAUAAAUAACCACCUGGAGCCAAAUGAAGGGACAAUACGUGCGUGGAUUGGUAAAAUUUAUAACAGAUAUCAGAAACUUGAAAACAGAUGAAGAUAAGGAAACAAGGAUCAAGGAAGAGGUGGCUAAGAUCAGAGUCAGCUUCUCUAGUCCCAGAUUGACCGACUAUGACAAGAAAAAACACUUGUUGAAGCUAUUAUAUGUCCAAAUGCUUGGAUAUGACAUAGAUUUGGGAUAUCUGGAGUCUGUACAGUUGAUGGCCUCACCAAAGUUGGCAGAUAAAGCAACAGGAUACAUGGGUUGUGAGAUUUUGCUGAGGGAGUACGAAGAAGUUAUGAGACUGUGUAUAAAUACAACACUGGAGGACAUGAAUAACCCCUGUGAACACGUUUGUUCACUGGCACUGAUCUUUUUAGCAAACACCCAUUCACUAGAAAUCAACGAACGACUUUCAGGUGAAGUUGUCAGAUUGAGUAUGAAUUCCUCAUCAGACAAUGAUUACCUUCGUAAGAAGCUUUAUAUGUGCCUCCUGAGAACUUAUAAACUAAACCCUCAACUGUAUAACAUUAACGAAUGGUAUAGCAUGGUAUACCAGAUAUUGGAAUCUGAAAGUACAGUUUCAUGCCUACUGCCAAUCUGUAAUUUAUUGCAUCCCAUUUUGAGCCAGAAGCCAAAAAACUGGGAAUUAUCAGUAGACCGACUCGCGUCAUUUUUAUCUGAGUUAUCUAAGGAUGAAGUACCGGUGGAGCACUGCUACUUCACAAUAUCAGCACCCUGGCUUACUGUUAAGAUUUUAAGCAUCUUUGCCUCAGUAGAACCUCAUCCAAAUUAUGACUUUCUCCCCAUGUUGUCAAAUUCACUUAAGACCUUGCUGGAUAAGACAAGUAACCUGGUAUUAACACGUCUAGGAAACAAGCACAGCAACAGGGCUAAGAAGUUAAUGAACCUGAGUAUAUACAUGACAAAAACAGGAAUUCUAAGGGAAACCAUAAGAGCAGUGGUUAAUUGGUUCCCAUACCUCAGUAACAUAUCAGCCCAGUUCGUUUGCAAUUGCAUACGACACUUGUACACGUCUGUUAUGUCGCAAAUCAGACUCGUUGCACUUGAAAUAAUAGAGGACGUGAUUAAGAUUAAGGAGACUUAUGAAUACAUUAAAAAUGACGCUGAAUAUAUUUUACACUUUUUAAACGACUCGGAUCCAACGAUUAAGAAAAGGUCCUGCUUGAUACUGUGCGGACUCUGUGAUGUGACAAACUGGGAGCUGAUAGUCCCGGAGUUAAUCUCAACGCUGAGAUAUUCGGAAAUCUCAAUCCAGGAAUACAUGGUCCCACUCAUUUGCAAAACAAUAGAUAAACAUCUUCCUAAAAACACACUCUAUAUCGAUUUAAUUUUUAAAAUCAUAACACACGCACCCUUGGUGUCCAAUAUUUCAAUUUCAACACUGUUAUUGACUACCUUGUAUAAGGAAAACUCAGUUAAAUUUCAGGAAAAGUUUGUUGAUAAGUGCUUAUAUUACCUUCAAGACGAAACUGAGAUUACUGAAGGAUUAUUAAGGAUAUGCGCACAUGUUCUUGGUGAUUACGGGCACUUGUCAACUGAGGUUGGAAUGAAGGAUCAGUUAAAGCUAUUUGAGAAGUAUUUUGUUAUAGCCUCACCAGAGUGCAAGUGCGUAAUUGUAACAACUCUGGGCAAGUUCGCAUCAAGAGAUAAUUCACUGGUUGAUAAAGUGGGAGACUUCCUGGAGACACAAGUGAACUCAACUGACGUUAAUCUACAAAUAAGGUCUUGUGAACUCCUUAAGAUGCUCAGGACUAAUGUGUCACUGUUCAACAGAGUAAUGACAAUAAUCUCAGACAAGAAGCCUUCGUCGAGAUUGAAACACUCUGACAGGAGUCCAACCAAAGAAAGUUACAGAGAAUCAUCCAGAGAAGUUUACAGAAAUAGUCAUAGGGUAAGUGAUGGAUCAAGUCUUAAGGACUCAUUUGACAAACCUGUCCCAAGAGACUCUUUUGAUAGAAAUCUUUCGAGAGAUUCUUUUGACAGAAACGUUUCAAGAGACUCUUUUGAUAGAACCAGUCAGAGAGUAUCUUCUGAAAGAACUAGUCUUAAAGAAUCAGCAAGGAGUGAUAAUCUGGCUUCAGCCAGGGAUAGAGAUGUUAGGAGAACGUCUGCAAGAGAAGGAAGUUCUGGAUUAUUCAGUAACGAAAGUUGUGUGCUGUUAUUGAAUGAAUAUUUUACCGUUGAGUUGGAACAAGCCUACAGAAACCAGCAUUCAAAACUGUUAGUCAGGUUAAAGAAUGUUUCUAACGAGGAUUUAUAUGUACACAAAUGUGCUUUAAAAUCACCACCAGAACUCCACGGACAAGAGCACAAUCAACUCAGAGAUGUUAAACUAAAGCCUGGACAAGUAGCUAACCACAAACUUUCAUUCAUGCUAAUGGACUAUGCUCUUGAACUUCCGAACUAUUUCCUAGAUCUGGGACUAGAAUCGAAAAUAGAGCCACUCAACCACACCUUGAAUUUGCCUGUAUGUGUUCACAAGUUUAUGAAACCGCUGGAACUUGACCCGCCCUCCUUCACAAAACUCUGGAACACACUCACACAAACACAGCCAUUCAUGUUCAAAUUCAAGAAUAAUAUCAGCGUUUUGGCAAACUCACUCACGGCGCUCAAUUUCGACGUUGUUAAGACGGGAGAUAAUGUAUACGUAUCGGCUUCUGGACUGGUUUCAACGGAAUCCAGUGAAUUUUUCUGCCUGGGAAUGUUCACAGCGGACAGGGGAGGCUUGGUGGCAAGUUACAGGGCGAGUACGGCACUUUUGGCACAAUGUAUCAUAAAUAUAACCAAAACUCUUCUAAAAGAGCUUUAAUUGCGCUUCAAAAGCAAUUUUAAUUUCAUUUUUGAGUA
Theileria parva strain Muguga is the source of this 2982-nucleotide messenger RNA. RefSeq names its product Adaptin N terminal region family protein (gene ALPHA-ADR). Gene Ontology annotation, cellular component: AP-2 adaptor complex; membrane coat. Lineage: Eukaryota; Apicomplexa; Aconoidasida; Piroplasmida; Theileriidae. The record is from RefSeq and is a predicted model, not a curated record. Gene Ontology annotation, biological process: intracellular protein transport; clathrin-dependent endocytosis. The transcript has 6 exons. Bases 101 to 2944 code for a protein of 947 amino acids. Gene Ontology annotation, molecular function: clathrin-cargo adaptor activity.